GUGUCUGGCGCCUACCCGGAGCAGCACUAUGACCUGGUGGGUCUGACGGCCGUGCCGGACCCGCAGUCGACUCCGUCGCAGUCGAUGCUGGCCGCCCUCAUCACCACGUCGCUGUUCCUCUUUAUUGUACUCGUCGCCGGAACCAUAUUCUUCUGCAAACACCGGCGGAAGCUGGCCAGUCUGAUGGUCACCUCGGCUGCCGAUAAGAGGGGGGAGGUGUCCCGGGCCCUGUACGACGACCUGUCGAGGAGGCCGCACCACGGAGCACCGACCGGCCUGCGCUCCGGCGGUCCACACAUCGAGAUGGUGGCUGUGAAGUCGGGUCGGCUGCCGCCGCGGCUGCUGCCCGGCGUCCCGGUUGACGCGGGCAGUGGCACGCUGUUCUUCUAUCCACCGGCGCCGUCCCUCUCAGAGGAGGGGUCGGAGCGGCUCUCCAACAUGUACGAGGAGAUACCCUACUACGGCCGUCCGGCUCCGUCCGUCUCAAACUACUCCGACUCUGACGAGGACGCCAUCAGCCACCCGUCCGGAGACCCGGAGCCGGAGCCGGAGCCGGGUGGUGUGUCUGGAGGCCGGCCGGAGCCGCGGUACGUCUGCUCAGUACCCCCAGCAGCGACCGGGAGCCGGCGGCGCUCCGCCCGCCCGCGUCACCACCCGGCACUGCGCAGGAAGGACCCCUACUACUACUCGGAUAUCUUGGAGCGCCACGAGCCGGGCCGGGCUGAAGGUGUAGAUGUGGCUGCGGUGGCGUAUCGAGGACCUCGAGACCAGCGAGGCCCGCUAGCGUCUCGACUGGCGCCGGACCCGCUUCCAGACCUAUACGGUGGCCGGUCCGGCGCCUCCCGCGCACAGGCCAAUAAACUGAGCUCGUUCAGGCCGGGUGGGUCGACGGAUCAUACCGGCGCAGACUCUGAGGUGUAUGUGAACUCGAGUGGUCGGCUGCGGGCUGGCUAUGGUGGCAGUGGGAGAAGUCGGCGGACGCAUGACACUUGACCGAACGGGGGAUGUAGAACGUCGAUCCUCACCACAUAUGGGCUAAAGUGCGUGCUUCUGUGAAUGAAGGUGUGUAUUAUGUGUGUCUGUAGCAGUCAGGUGAAUGCAAUGGGCGACCUUCACAGUGGAGUUCGAUCUUCGCUCGGCUUGAAGCGAUAGAUACCACAGUGAUUGUCGUGUCCGGGUGGUCUAUGUUUUGCUUUGUUUUGUUUGUUUUUGGUCAUGCAAGUAAUUAACUGAGUUACAGCUUUGUAAUGUCAUUCCGGCGUGCUUAAAUCGCGCAUUGCGUGAUUUAGUAACGCACUGGCGCGCCCUGCAGUACUGUGUACUGCCUCCGUAUGUGUAAAUCAACUGUGAUAGUGACCAUUGUGAUGCAGCAAUAGGAAAAUAAACCCAGGUGAUAACUGUCCGUAUUAUCACUGUCCACUGACUGGUGGUGAUCAUUUGUCUGAUUCAGUGUUCAGACAUGAUCCAGCCCACCCUUGGGCCGGACCGACGGAUCAUAA
This is a messenger RNA of Amphibalanus amphitrite, 1499 nucleotides long. RefSeq lists its product as uncharacterized. Lineage: Eukaryota; Metazoa; Arthropoda; Thecostraca; Balanomorpha; Balanidae. The transcript is spliced from 5 exons. The annotation marks the transcript as partial. The record is from RefSeq and is a predicted model, not a curated record.